This is a messenger RNA of Penicillium cataractarum, 1119 nucleotides long. RefSeq names its product SRR1 family protein. Lineage: Eukaryota; Fungi; Ascomycota; Eurotiomycetes; Eurotiales; Aspergillaceae. Bases 1 to 1119 code for a protein of 372 amino acids. The record is from RefSeq and is a predicted model, not a curated record. The transcript is spliced from 3 exons.
AUGGCUACCAAGGAUGAUUCACCAAACUAUGAAAUUAACAACGGAGACGUGAAUAUCAGCAAUCAUUACUUCGGAAAUCACUUUCGUUGGACUCAGCCGCCUGGCGAUGAACCUAAAACCAUGGAAGAGGCCCAGGCCCGGAUUGACAAGCUCUACGAGUCUGGAGUACCGUUCUUUUCGAAGGAGAUGAUUCGGUUUGCCUUUGAGCAGUGCCAGCGCAAACCUCCUCGCGGGAAGAUGCUGUACACCAAAGAUAUCACUGGGGCAAUGGUCGAGUUUGAGAGUCAGACGGGGGAUGUUAAGGGGGAGAUUGACAAGGAUGGUGUUGAGUUGGAGUAUAUCCUACUCGAUCCAGUGCUUUCAUAUGACUGUCGCGCUCAUCUGAAACACCAUCUCUGGUGGGCAGGCAUAAGGGAAGACCGGCCCCCAUUCUGCAGUCUGACCAUUCAACAUCCCUCGCUGAAAUUCAAGAAAGAGACCAAAGAGCCCGUGGAUCCCUGGCCAACACAGCCCCGCGAAAAAGUCUCCCAGAAAUUCCAGGCCCAUGUCCAGGAUUGGCGAGAAACCGAGGUUGCCAAGAAACUCGUUCAGACUCUCACUGCACAUACGGCAACUCAUCGCAUCACCAAUAUUGUUGGCCUUGCUUUGGGUGCUAUUUCAUACGAUUAUGAUGAUCGUCCGCGCUCGUAUAUUCAGCAUGCUCUGUUGCUGGUGCUGCGCGAAUGGUUGGCUGGGCGAGAUGGGAGGCGGGAUGUCAAGUGCUAUGCCCAAGAUCCUGGCUACCGGUGUGUGGACAGUGAGGUAUUGAAAGAGCAUGGGAUGGAGGUUAUCGAUGAUCCCCGGGCAUGGCUGGAAAUCGACGACGAGUCGAUUGUGUUCUCGGUGAGUCCGAAUGUGCCCGUCAAGGAAAUCGUGGCGGACAUUGCUCGGCCGGCGGUUAUUAUCUGGGAGCGGGUGGGAUUUGAGGAUGGAGAUCAAGAGGGGAAGAUGUCUAGCACUGAUCCUAGUUCUCCUCGGGUGCGGGCCAUGUUGGAGAAGUAUGAGUUGUUUGACUUUGGGGCAGAGGAGGAUGAUGACUUUUGUCGGACGGUGAUGUACAUUCGACGGUGUCGGGGUUGA